Messenger RNA from Trichoderma reesei QM6a, 2244 nucleotides. RefSeq lists its product as uncharacterized. The coding region runs from base 165 to 1874 and encodes 569 amino acids. Lineage: Eukaryota; Fungi; Ascomycota; Sordariomycetes; Hypocreales; Hypocreaceae. Gene Ontology annotation, molecular function: RNA binding. Gene Ontology annotation, cellular component: nucleus. The transcript is spliced from 5 exons. The record is from RefSeq and is a predicted model, not a curated record. Gene Ontology annotation, biological process: mRNA processing.
GACAACGCCCUUCAUUUGUCGAUUGGAAAAAGUGCACGUACGAGUGAGCAUCUGUAUGCGCACAACUGAUCGCAUUCGCUCCCUCUGACCGCUCACCACAUCUGCCGUCAAAGCCGAGAGAGACCCUAACCCAAGAUUCAACCCAGCAGGGCGCCUCGUCCAUCAUGUCCAACCUGGACGUUGAAGCACUGCUCGAUGCUACGGCUAAGAACCCAGAGCAAAAGCCAAAGAGCCCUGACGCUGAACGUCCCAAAGAUGAAGCCAAGUCUGAUAGGCGAGAUAGAGACUCCGAUCGUGACCAAGGCCGAGAGCGUGAUGGCAGCCGUGUGAGGGAUAGAGACCGAGACUACGACCGCCGCCGCCGAGACCGUCGAGACUACAGCCUCACUCGAAGCCGCCGCGAGACGCCUGAUGUGGGCACCCCCCGCAGCGACACUGGCAGUCACAAGAGUAGGCGUAGAAGCAGGAGCCGUGAUGAUGACCGCCGUCACUCACGUCGCCACAGAGACGGCGAUUACUACCGAGGUGGACGAGGUCGCUCGCGCUCCCGUUCACCCCCUCGACACUAUCGCCCUCGCGAUGACCGCGACCGCCGCGACCGACGAGACCGAGCCGAUCGCUACUCCAACGACUACCGUGGUCGAGAUGAUGACCGCCAUGACCGUCGUGACGGAGGCAUGGCCCAGCUCACCGAAGACGAACGAGAUCGACGCACCGUUUUUGUCCAGCAGCUCGCCGCUCGCCUGCGGACCCGUGAGCUGAAAGAGUUCUUCGAAAAGGUCGGAGCCGUUAAUGAAGCUCAGAUCGUGAAAGAUCGAAUCAGCGGACGAUCCAAGGGUGUCGGCUACGUCGAGUUCAAGAGUGAAGACUCGGUGCCGCUAGCCCUUCAGCUUACCGGACAGAAACUCCUCGGCAUCCCCGUCAUUGUGCAACACACGGAGGCUGAGAAGAACCGUCAAGCUCGCAACCCAGACUCGUCCAAUGCGCACCCCAACUCCGUCCCCUUUCAUCGCCUUUACGUCGGCAACAUCCAUUUUAAUGUAACGGAGCAAGACCUACAAGCCGUGUUUGAACCCUUUGGAGAACUUGAGUUUGUCCAGCUCCAGAAAGAUGACAAUGGACGCAGCCGUGGCUACGGCUUUGUUCAAUUUCGAGAUGCAGGCCAAGCUCGCGAGGCUCUGGAAAAAAUGAACGGCUUUGACUUGGCUGGACGCCCUAUCCGCGUUGGCCUCGGCAACGAUAAGUUUACCCCUGAGAGCACCGCCAACCUAAUGCACAAGUUCUCCGGUAACAACCAGGGCUUCCAAGGCUCUGCGUUUUCCGGAGCCGGUGGCCGUGGUCAGCAGUCCACAUUCGACCGAGCUGGAGGCCGCGACAGCGAAAAGACGGGCGGUGCUAGCGCUCUCGAUGACACAGACGUUGCUGGUGUCAACUUUAACAACUACAGUCGCGAUGCGUUGAUGAGAAAGCUUGCCAGGACCGACGAAGCCCCGACCAACGGCAACGACGAGCGUCAGCAGAUUCUGAAGCCCAAGACGGAGACGAAGCCCCUUCCCGUGAACGUGAACAUGGCGAGCCGGUGUGUUGUCCUGCACAACAUGUUUGAUCCCGCUGAAGAGGAGGGCGACGACUGGGUCAAAGAGCUCGAGGACGAAGUUCGUCAGGAAGCCGAAGAGAAAUAUGGACACGUCGUGCACAUCUCGGUCGAUCCAAACUCCAAGGGCGACAUUUACCUCAAGUUCGACAAGGUCCAAGGCGGCGAAAACGCCAUCAAGGGUCUCAACGGUAGAUACUUUGGUGGCCGAAUGAUCGACGCGUCACCUGUUGUAGACGCGGUUUACAGCAGUUUGUUCUCUCGCACCCGGGCAAUCUGAAGCUAAUGCUUAUCCCCAUGCACGCUGUGCAUCAGUUCUAGGAACCUGGAGUUCUCCCGAUGCCACUUGUGCAGUAUUCUCGGGACGACUCCUGCUACUCCAGGAUAGCGACGAGACGCAGGUUACUCCUUUUGUUCAACCGGUUACUAAAUCGCCAAGCUUGUGUUUUUGGUGCAGCAGAUCUCUUGAAUCCAUCGGGGCGCCUUGGUCGCCAGCCAUUUGUGCUUUUAAUGAUGCAUUCUAGCAGCUCUAUACGGCAAUGUCCCACUGAUGUUUUCACGCCCAGGGCGGCCAUCGAUAGUCGUUUCUCAAAUCGUUUCAUGAAUCGUGUAGGAUUAGUUUGAUACUGUAGCAAAUACCAGUCACCCAG